This is a messenger RNA of Prunus armeniaca (apricot), 1410 nucleotides long. The record is from the annotation of a GenBank genome assembly. Lineage: Eukaryota; Viridiplantae; Streptophyta; Magnoliopsida; Rosales; Rosaceae.
AUGACAUCUUCAAAUCAUGAGAAUGCUGCAGGACCCUUGAUGAGGUUAUGGGGGAAGAUAGUUGGGUGUGCCUUGAAGCUCAAGAAACUAGGGAAAGAUGAUCCAAGAAGGAUUAUUCAUUCUUUUAAAAUGGGGCUGGCUCUCACAUUGGUGUCAAUUUUCUACUACUUUAAACCACUCUAUGAAGGUUUUGGUCUUGCUGCAAUGUGGGCUAUUUUAACUGUUGUGGUUGUGUUUGAAUUUACCGUUGGAUCCACACUUGGAAGAGGUUUAAAUAGAAUGUUGGCAACUUUAACCGCUGCUGCUCUUGGCGUCGGGGCACAUCGCUUAGCAACUCUUUCUGGAGAGACAGGGGAACCCAUACUUAUUGCUCUCUUCGUCUUUAUCAUUGCUGGAAUAGUGACAUUCCUGAGAUUCAUUCCCCAAAUUAAGGCAAGGUAUGAUUAUGGGAUGCUGAUAUUCUUAUUGACAUUCUGCUUGAUAUCGGUGUCUGGUUAUCGCGAUGAAGAGGUUAUAGAAAUGGCCUUCGAGAGGUUAUCGACAAUUGUCAUUGGAAGCUGCACUUCUGUCAUUGUAUGCAUUUUCAUAUGUCCAGUAUGGAUUGGGGUGGAUCUUCACAAUCAGAUUGCUACCAACAUUGAAAAGCUUGGGAAUUUCUUAGAAGGAUAUGGAGAAGAAUACUUUAAAGUAUCUGAGGAAGGGCAGCCUAGAGACAAGUCAUCAAUUCUUGAUGGAUAUAAAAGUGUUCUAAGUUCAAGUAGCAAGGAAGAAACCAUGGCUAAUUUGGCAAGAUGGGAACCGCGUCAUGGAAAGUUCAGGUUUCGUCAUCCAUGGAAACAGUACUUGAAAGUUGGGAGCGUAACUCGCCAAUGUGCUUUCAAAAUUGAAGCUCUCAACAGCUACCUUAUCUCUGAGAUCCAAUCACCUCCAGAAGUUCGAAGCAUAAUUCAAGAAGCAAGCACAGCAGUUAGCUCAGAGUGUGGCAAAGCAUUGAAGGAAUUAGCAUCUGCUUUACGAAAAAUGACUAAAUCAUCAGCAGCAGAACCUCACAUUGCCAACUCAAAAGAUGCUGCUGAAAAUCUCAAAUCUGUAAUCAGAUCCAGCUUAUCGAAACAUGACGAUAUCCUACAGAUCAUACCAGCAGGUGCAGUGGCUUCACUACUGUGUGAAGUUGUUAAAUGUACAGAGGAAAUUGCUGAUGCUGCUCAUAAACUGGCGUCCCUCGCACAUUUUAAGAAUGCUAAGCCGAAAGUGACCCCAGAGCAGAAAGAAUUACCUUCACCGGGAAUUGUGCAGCCAGUAUCAGGCAUCGAUGGAAUGCAUCACAUUAUUACGAUUAAUGAACCAUCUCAAAGUUUACAGGAAAAUCGGAAUCUCCCACCAGCAACGGCUCCAAGAAUGGAAGUGUAG